Leptopilina boulardi is the source of this 2499-nucleotide messenger RNA. RefSeq names its product nuclear protein AMMECR1-like. The transcript is spliced from 4 exons. Bases 122 to 814 code for a protein of 230 amino acids. The record is from RefSeq and is a predicted model, not a curated record. NCBI's taxonomy places the organism in Eukaryota, Metazoa, Arthropoda, Insecta, Hymenoptera, Figitidae.
UUCGCUAAAAGUUUCCUAUUCCAAUGUUGUUGUAUGUCAGAUUCGCGGGUUGAAGGUCGUUGCUGGUGGGGUAUUCGCGUACAUUCGCGGGUGACGCCAGGUGACGUGAGGCACAGAAAAUAUGGCUGCUGGUUUUAGUGGAACGAAGAAGCAAAAGCUGAACAAUUCCUCUGGCAUUCAAUGUGAUGGAUCAGCUGUGAUACAAAAUGGAACUAUACGAAAAUCUCUCAUUGUUCAUCCAGAAAUGGGCUUCUUCUGCUUCGACGUACUCUACUGCCAGCUGCACCAGCUCGAUCCACCAAAAUCACCCAAAUUUCGCAAUGAUGCAUUCCCUUUAUUUGUAACAUGGAAAAUUGGAAAAGACAAUCAACUUAGAGGUUGCUUAGGAACAUUUAAUGCAAUGCAAUUGCAUGCUGGUCUACGAGAAUAUGCGGCGAUUAGCGCUUUCAAGGAUCCUCGAUUUAAUCCUAUUUCUCGAGAUGAAUUACCCAGCUUGCAUGUAACCAUUUCAAUACUUCAUCAUUUCGAAGAUGCUAUGGAUUAUUUAGAUUGGGAAGUUGGUGUUCAUGGGAUUCGUAUCGAAUUUCAUGAUGAGAGAGGAAGUAAAAGAACUGCUACAUUUUUACCUGAUGUUGCUAAAGAACAUGGAUGGGACCAGACUCAGACAAUAGAUUUCCUGUUUCAUAAAGGAGGCUUUAAAGGUUCUGUAACGCAGCAAAUGAGAAAAAAUGCCAAAGUGACACGUUAUCAAAGUGAAAGAGUUUCAGUGAGUUAUCAAGAGUAUAUGCAUCAUUCGCAUAGUUCAUUACAAUAAUUAUGUUUUAAUUAAUCCUCAAUUAUUGUUCAAUGCAACACACAAUUGUGUUGUUUUCAUACCAAUAUUCAUUAUCAUCAUAAUAAUCUCGUUAUGAUACCACCGAAUUAUACAUCUUUUAUCCAACCACUUCCUUUGCCCACAUCGGAAUACUCUCCUUUUUUGUGGGAUCGUCCAGGACCCUCAUAUCUUCAUCUCCAUUCUAGAGUUAAUUGACUCGUGAAAAAAAAAUUGUGUCUGUAUGAAAAUAUUGUAAAUAGAAAGUAUACAUUUUCUAAAAAUUUGCUUUUUACCAUUGCUACAUCGAAGUAACAUUAACUGAACAUAGUUGCACUUCAGUCCAGUUUCUUUUGAGUUUUGUAAAAAAAAAAAAGAAAAGACAGUACCUAGCAUUUAAAAAUUGUUGCUCAAAGUGCAAAUAUUUAUAUAAAUAGGCUAAAAUGAUUUAAGACAAGGUAGAAAGAGAAUUUUUCUUUAUUUUUCCAAAAACAAAAUGUAUGUAAACAUUUUUUUAACUCCUCAAAUUGAACUAUAAAUUAAAUUGAUAAAAAUUAAUUAUAAUUAAAUAAUAGUAAUUAACUAAUUUAGUUAUUAAUUUAAUUUAAAAAAAAUUUAGAUCCCAUUUUUGCGAAUUUAGGGAACAAAGAAAGCCCUUGUCUUAAAUCACUGGAUUGUUGUACACUAUGAUUAAAAACACUUAAUAUCCGUCGAUUGUUGUUUCAAAUUCAAAUUUUUUCUGAUAUCCCAUAAAAACAAAACCUCUUGUUAAAUUCAUGUUCGAUAAGAUGCAAAUGUGUACUUCGUAUUAGAUGAUAUUGUCACAAAGUUAUUUGAUUUAAAAAAGGGAUAUAAUCUCCUUUUUCAAAUUCCCUGUAAAACAAUUGAUUUAAUUCACUGCCAAUUUAUCCAUUAUUGUAUCUUGUGCUUCUUAUGAUCAACAAUUAUUGUAUUUUUGUUUAUACAUAUAUAUAAAAAAUUGUUUACACUCAUUAUUCUAAUGUUCAUAUGUUUAGACAAAAAAAAAAUGGGGUGAAAAAUUAAGGAUUUAAAUUUUAAUUAAUGAAAGUUUUUUUUAAUAUUACAGUUUAAUAAUUAAGAUUAAAUGAAAUGUUCUUUUUUUGAAAAUAUAGAUACAUGCUUGGAUAAAUUAUGUCUUUAUCAUAUUGAUAGACUUAAUCGGCUAUAAGAAUAUUCUUAAGAUUAUUUUAUUUAAUAAUCUAGAUGUUCUAGCAAAAAAAACAUAUAUAGUAUAUAUAAUGUUAUUGAUCUCAGACUUCGCAAAUUUUUUCCAAAAUAUGCUAUAUGUUUAUAAAUAGUCUUGUGAUUGUGUAGUGUUAAUCGGAAGCUUUUGUAUAUUUUGAAAAAAAAAUUGAUUUUUGUUUUCUUCAAAUUAUUAUUGGCUUUACAGCAGUUUAUAACUUCAAAAAUAUUGAUUUAAUGACAAAAUAUUUAUGAAGUCAAUAGAAAUUUUAGGUAUGUAUUUAUAUAUGUUGAAGUUAGAUAUGUUUCUCUGCCUGGAAGAAAAAUGUUUAAUCGAACAAAUAGUGCCUGCAAACGUGAUUUCAAUUACAUUAACUAUUGAAAUUUACCAAGUUUGGCAUAAAACUUAUAUUAAAAUUGAUAAAUAUCAUCAAUUUGUAUAAUAUUGCGGGAAUUGAGGAAUAAAAGUGAUGUUUAUAUUGCAA